Messenger RNA from Porites evermanni, 3911 nucleotides. Lineage: Eukaryota; Metazoa; Cnidaria; Anthozoa; Scleractinia; Poritidae. The record is from the annotation of a GenBank genome assembly.
AUGUUAAGGUACGUUAAUGGUGAUAAGCAGUACCAAUUCCAUGAUCUCACCGUGGACGUGGAACCUGGGCACGUUUACAGCAAGACUGGUCAGCUGAGAUUUCGCACGUGGACAAACAAGGGCAAGAUAAUCAGGUUACACAGCUUUAUCCCUACUACAGUAAUCACAAUGAGGGAGCGAUAUCGGCUCCUGUUAUAAUGCAGUGUAAUACAAGGCACUAUGAAUAAUGCAAUGUAUUACGAUAUAAUACACCUUAAUACAAUGCUUUACCAUUCAAGGCAAUGCAAUAGAGUGUUUUCACUCACGUGGCCAGUAUCUAUGCAAAUUUAUUGGAACAAAAGAAAGCGUUUGCAUAAGAAAAAAGUUCAACUCCCAGAGGAUUGCUAUGGAAUACCAACAUGGCCGCCGUUUCAUUGUUUUGGACACUAAUAUGGCCGCCGUGACGUCAUGUGAGAACACUUUAUACAAUAGGCAUUUCCACGAUGGCGUCAUUUUACUACUACGACCAGAAUCCUUUUCGUUUUUCCUUUCAUAUUUAAAUUUUGUAAUCCCAGUGAGGUUUGAAUAACAAAAGCCCUAAUUAUCGUGCAAAUGGCCUAUUCAAUGCGAUACAACACACGUCAAGGCAAUAAUUAACAAUGAAAUAUGGGCAAGCGAAGGUUAAUAAGUUUACCCACAAGUAUGAGCUGCAAUAAUAGAGUUAUAUCAAAAUCACCUGCACAAAAAAGGAGGAUGUAAAAGGACCACAAAUUUGUCCAAUGAUAUUCUUAUACAUGGAAUGUUGUCAAUAUACUGAUCUUGAAAUAGAAUGAAAAAGAUAAGCAUUUUUUGAGUUAGCACUUUUACCAGUCAGGACGUAAAAGUUACCUUUGUGAAACUUUUAGGACAAUGAUAACGUUAACGUUUCUCAAUGAUCAGCAAUUUAACGACUGGCUACCGAUUUCUCUGCCAUCGAUCAAACAAUUGAUUACAAGGUUAACUCCUUGCGACCUGCUCAAACAACAAAUACUGCUCUUUUUUGUUACUGCAGACCGCAUUCAUAUACCUCCAUUCUUUUGACCCCAUCUUAUCGAGUAACAGAGCGAGAAACAGUUCAAGGUGUCGCCAAAGCGGCUGUAAGAGAUUUUGCCAGGCUUGUCCAGGAAGGCGUCUGUAAAGAAGGUCAAAUACUUCUUCUGAUGGCUGACGGAACACACAAAAAUAAAUCCAACACAAGUAUGACAGGACCUUGGUUUCUGGAUUACCAGAAUGAGGAAGAAAUCGUGUCACUAAUAAAAAGGUAUGGUUACAGCCUGUAGCAGAGGCCGGGGUGCAGUUUUACCUUUUGUACUGGUAGGGAUGUGUCAUCUUAAGCGAUGCAAACGCCUGUUUCACUUUCCCUCCUCAUUCUACUAGAACUUGAAGAGUAAUAGAACGUUUUCGACUCAUUUUCAAAACGAGUUCAACUGGAACACUUUUCUUUUGAAAAUGAGUUUUAUUUGCAUGAGAGUAAAAAUUCCUUCUCACAGCAAUAACUUCGAACUUAACCUCACUUUCAAACAGAAUCUUGGGCCAACUCGAAAUUGGUGCCUUUUGCGGAGUAGAGUAAUUGUUACUUGCAAACAAUUAAGAUCCUUCUAACCGGUGGAAACUUGGAAAUUUUCUUCAAAACGUCUAUUAUGAAUAGUAACUGGAAGUUGGCUGCGUCCUGAGAUUUACGUUUUCUUUCGCUUGUUUGUUACUCUGCUUGUAGAUAUAAGAUGGACUUUGCAACUGUGGUUACCGAGGACAGCGACAUUUUCACCUCGUGUCCUGGAAAGACAGACGUCCGAGGAAAAGGAUCACAGUUUGAGGCGGCUUUUAAUUUUAUUUGUCAUUAUGCUAUUCCGUAUGAUGACAAAGACAAGACUCACGUUGUCUGCAUUGAUUCUGAUUUAAAAGGUAAGGCAAAUUAUCGAAACAUGAAGUGUAAUAAGAACAACACCAUAAAGAGUACCUCAAUGCAUGCUAAUCAAAUCUCUCUUUCUUGCCAUCGACUAAAGCUAUCCCCAAGAUCUUUUCAACUACGUUUUUAAAGAGAAUAAAAUUACUAUGAGGUGAAAAUGAAUUUCAAAGGCGCUCUGUUUCUACAGAUAACGGCCAAACAUCAAGAUUUAUCCAGUUUUUACUAGACCUUAAACCGUUCAAAUUCCAUCCCAAAAUAGCCUGAGAAAACAGCCAACAUUUGGCAACGCUACCACUGGUUUCCCCGCCAAAUGACGUCUGAAAAACGAGCGCAGAAAUUCCAUACUGAUGACGCGUAACUACCUAGAUCUGGGUAGUGCUUCUGAUUGGUUGAAUCAAAUUCCCACGCGGCACGACCAAUCAGGAGCACUACCCAGAUCUGGGUAGAGACGCGUCAUCAGAAUGGAAUUUCUGCGCUCGUUUCUCAGACGUCAUUUGGCGGGGAAACUAGUGUUAGCGUCGGCAAAUGUCGGCUGUUUUCUCGGCUAAUCCCAAAAUAUCUCAAUAACACUCUCAUAGAUUUCACUCAAACUUAAGGAACACCAAGUGAGCUACUGAAGGAAAAAGCUCCCAUAAACGAUUUUAGAAAGAAAAAAAACCUUCCACUGCCGAGAAAUACGGCCACAAAUUAAAUAGUUAAUGAAGUCAUUUCCUUGCUAUGACAACUACGAUGUCACUGUAACAUAUAACAAAUUUCCAUCUUUAUCUAAAUGAAUACAAUUGUGGUUUUCAUUUCGCCAAAUCUUUGUCAAUGGCGACGUUAAUGCUCAAACUUGGCAGGUAUUGCCCUAAAAAAAAAAGCCUAUAGAACCACCUUAAACAUAUUUUGAGUUCUCGGCUUUUUCUUCCUCAGCCACUUAUGCAUUUUUAAAAUUAUUUUCACAGGUACAGAUGGUUUCGUUUAUCGUAUGUUUCUUGGAUUGAACAAGGGCUAUUCUUACCUUGCUCCAUUUUACUGGCGACAUAAGUACGAAGGCAGGCUCACCAAUCAUCUCAUGUUUCCUCUAUAUUCAUCUCUUACUCGCUAUGUUCUCAGACAACCAAUUGGCGGAGAAUUUGCAUUCAAUGGAAGCAUGCUUGUUCGGUUCACAAACCCUACGAUCUGGACCAAAAGUUGGAGAGAUUUUGGUAUCGACGCAGCGAUGAGUGUAACGGCAGCAAGAAGUGGGGAUUCCAUAGGGCAGCUUCAUCUUCCAAGGAAGAUCAACUACGUUGGAGACGACGCUAGGAGGCAAAUCGGUGACAUGUUUGUUCAGUGUGGAAGAAGUCUCUUCAAUGGCUUGAUAGACAUGUUGGACUCAACACCCUUCUGGGCAGAAAGCGAAGUAACAAUGGCGCCAGUUGUUGACACAGAAGCCGUUCACAAUACCAACUUAAAAGUUGAGCUGUCGGAGAAUGCUGAGAUUAUCGCUGCUCUUCACUCGUUCUUGACUCUACAAAUGGGGCCUGCCUUUCAGCGCAACAAUGAGACGAUCCUAGGUGAUUGUUUAUCUGAUCGUAUCAAAGCGACCUUUGAAGAAUUCAAGGGUAAUGGCCUGUGCAGUGUGCUAGCAUGGAACAAACCCAAAGAAAUGCCUCGGGACGAACAAGCCAAAGUGAUCGAUCAGUUGCAGAGCAUAAAGAGCAAAUAUUUCCUCAGUUCCGAUGAAUGGGCGCAAAUAGUUCUCAGAUGUUUGAAGGAGUUCCAAGUCAGGCGAAGUGACAACGAGCAGCAAGCUUGCCAUACAGUUAUCAGAGGGGUGCUUUUGUGCGUGUUUUACUUGAGGGUGCUAAGCUUUAACAUCGAGACUUCCGGUCUGCCAACGUAUCCCGAUGCCGAAGAACUGGUUAUGCAACAAAUGGAAGUGUUUUCACGAUUGGCAUUAGCAUAUUUUCAAGAAAACAAUAACGAUCAAGAGACGCUUUCGAAUGGAACACUGAACGAUUAA